GGGGUCCUGGCGCGGUGUGAAACGCGCUAAGUUUCCCGUUCUGGGGGGGAGACAGGGAUCGGAAUGCUCUGAUACCAUCGCCAUAGCAACUAAAGAGGGGGAGUCGUGGGACAGCAUCCUCUCAGCUUCCCCCCGCCCCCGCCGGAACCUGCCAGAGCAAGAAGAUGUAGCGGGUGAGAAGCUGCGGGCGUGCCGUUCCUGGCCCGUUGAGCGAUGAGCCGGGCAGGCGCGCGUUCGUGGAACUCCUUCUUUCAGAGAAGAAGCCGAGUUCGCCCCCCACCCCCGGAUUUCUGAGGUGGCCGCUGCUAGUCCGGGCCAGCUCGUGCCUUGCUGCUGUGGAGACUCCGCUGAAUCUUUCAAGGCUGAUCACAAUCUUCCUUCAGUGUACUUGUGAGAGUGGGAAAAUGCCAGGUGUGUUACCAUGUGACAGUAAUGGACUUUCAAGAGAGACCCCAUCAAAAAAAAGCAGGCUGUCACUUAAAUUUUUUCAAAAACGGGAAACAAAAAGAGCACUGGAUUUUACAGAAUCACAAGAAAAUGAAGAUAAAUCUUCAGAAAAUGUCUGUUCUGAAAUUGAUCACGUUAUUCCUGCAACACAGUUACUUUCUACUGUCCACUGUGAGAAGAAAGUGAACAUGUUGCCUUUUGUGGGCUUGAACAAUCUGGGCAACACUUGCUAUCUCAACAGCAUUCUUCAGGUACUCUAUUUUUGCCCUGGCUUUAAAACUGGAGUCAAGCUACUAUCUAAUAUCAUUUCACAGAAAAAAGAAAACUUAAAGGAGGAAAUAGGAAAGGGUAUCAUUAAAGAAGAUUCUCUUGCAAGCUAUGAAUUAGUCUGCAGUUUACACUCCUUGAUUGUUUCAGUUGAACAGCUUCAAACCAGUUUUCUCUUAAAUCCAGACAGAUACACAGAUGAACUUGCUACUCCGCCAAGAAGACUGCUAAACACACUAAGGGAACUCAACCCUAUGUAUGAGGGGUAUCUGCAGCAUGAUGCCCAAGAAGUAUUACAGUGUAUAUUGGGGCACAUUGAUAAAACAUGUCAGCUCUUGAAAGAAGAACUGAAACCUGUGCCACCGGAAGAGUCAACAGUUCAGUUGGAGAACAGGUCUAGUAAAAACACUGACAGUCUUGUAACUCCUGAAGAAGCUGGUACUAUGAUAAAUUGGCAAGCUGUUGAUAAUUGUGAAGAUAAAAAUAAAGGCAGUGGGAAAAGAAAAAAUGACAUGGAGGGUGGCAAUGAAAAGAAAAAGUCCAAAGUAUCCAAAGAGAAAAAUGAAGUAGAAAACAGAAGAGAGACCCGAUCUAAGAGAUUUUCUAAGAGAAAAGCAUUGGAAGAAAAACCUGAAAAUCAAGCAGAAGCUACCAUUAAAUAUCCUAAGGAAAAUGAAAGUACCAAGCCUACUCCUAAAAAAUCCCGACUUAAACUUAACUGGUUAAAAUCUUCAAGCAACCAACCUAGUAUUCUGUCGAAAUUCUGUCGUUUGGGGAAACUAUCUACAAAUCUGGGUUUCAGAGAUCAGAUUAAAGAAAUUGAAACUUGUGAAGUUAAAGAGGUCUCUCUCAAGAAUGAAAAUGGUAACCAAACAGAGGAAAAAUAUUGUGAUUCGUGGUCUCCUGUGGAAAGUACUAGUGAAAAGGAAACAGCAAAGCCACACAAGACAGACACAGAAAUGGCAAUCUUUAAUUUAGUGGAGAAGCUCUUCCAAGGUCAGUUGGUAUUGCGAACAAGGUGCUUAGAGUGUGAAUGCUUUACCGAGAGGAGGGAAGACUUCCAAGAUAUCAGUGUGCCUGUGCAAAAAGAUGAAGUCUCAAAAGUUGAAGAGAAUUUUGAAAUUUCUCCAGAGCCUAAAACAGAAGUGAAGACUCUGAAAUGGGCAAUUUCACAGUUUGCUUCAGUGGAGAGAAUUGUGGGAGAAGAUAAAUAUUUCUGUGAAAACUGUCGUCAUUACACGGAAGCUGAACGCAGCCUUUUAUUUGAUAAAAUGCCUGAAGUUAUAACAAUUCAUUUAAAAUGUUUUGCUGCUACUGGCUUAGAGUUUGAUUGUUACGGUGGACUUUCCAAGAUAAAUACUCCUUUACUGACACCCCUCGAGCUGUCCUUGGAUGACUGGAGCAUAAAGCCAGCCAAUGAAAUUUAUGGACUAUUUGCUGUUGUGAUGCAUAGUGGCAUUACAAUCAGCAGUGGGCACUAUACAGCCUCUGUCAAAAUUACAAAUCUCAGCAGUUUAGAAUUGGACAAGGAGAAUUUCAUCACUGAUCCACAAUGUGAAAUGACUCACUCAGAGCCACUGAAAGAGCAGGAAGCAAGAACAGUAACCGAGGAUUACGAUGAUGGUGAGGUCUCCUUUAAAGUCAGUGGUAAUACACAGCCCAAUAAAGGAUUAAACAAAAAGAAUAUAGAAGCUGUGGGACUUCUUGGAGGACAAAAAAGUAAGCCCGCUUGUGACUUGCUCAGCAGCAAAGCAACCCAUUCUGGUAUGAUAGUCACUGAAACUAGGAAUGCUGAAUGGAAUCAUGCUACUGGAAUUGUGGAGGUUGAACACCAUGAUCAACCUGGCAUGGCUUCUAAUGGACCAGAAAGCAAAUCAGCACAUAUAAUGCAAAGUUUGAAAGAAUAUGAGGGGAAGUGGCUACUCUUUGAUGAUUCUGAAGUGAAGGUUACUGAGGAAAAGGACUUUUUAAACUCAUUAUCUCCUGUUUCGUCAUCUACAUCCACACCUUAUCUGCUCUUUUAUAAGAAAAUGGUAGAGUGAGGAUAUAUUUUUGACUGUAAAUACUAGUUUUGUAUUAGAUGUAUGCAGAAGAAUCCUUAGUAGGAUAAGCUUCAGGUAUAAAUGAAUCUGUGUCUUUGAUUUUGUACUUUGCAUUAUUUUAAAAUGUGGGUAAUUCACUUUAGUUUCUAUAUACAAGAUUAUUCUUUAGCAAUACAAUCCUUUAUAAAGGUUACUGAAGAAAAAGCAAAAUUAAAUUCGAUUCUAAUUGCAUCAUGCUACUUGUAUAUUAGCUUUUU
Eublepharis macularius is the source of this 3013-nucleotide messenger RNA. It is a transcript of the gene USP1, whose product is annotated as ubiquitin specific peptidase 1. Gene Ontology annotation, cellular component: cytosol; nucleus. Gene Ontology annotation, molecular function: cysteine-type endopeptidase activity; cysteine-type deubiquitinase activity. The transcript has 9 exons. Gene Ontology annotation, biological process: protein deubiquitination; regulation of DNA repair. The coding region runs from base 405 to 2756 and encodes 783 amino acids. NCBI's taxonomy places the organism in Eukaryota, Metazoa, Chordata, Lepidosauria, Squamata, Eublepharidae. The record is from RefSeq and is a predicted model, not a curated record.